This is a messenger RNA of Amoebophrya sp. A120, 6662 nucleotides long. Lineage: Eukaryota; Dinophyceae; Syndiniales; Amoebophryaceae. The record is from the annotation of a GenBank genome assembly.
AGUCCCGUUGUACGACCCCGACGAGUACAUCAACAUCAUCCCACCGAAUUAAGUUUUUCUUUAUUCGCUACGUAGUAUUUAUCCUAUUCCCCCAACUGUAUUCUCACUUAUUAAAAUUCGUUGAUCUUUGAGCGACAAGGAAUGUUGCGACACAUCAUCAACCCACGAACACGACAGCACCAUCAAUCAUCAUGACAAAGGCGAAGUUGGAGCGCAGCGGCGAGAAGUCUGCCUCGGUGCAGCCGCUCCUGCGGCUUGCAGGCACUGCAGCGGUUCUUCUUGUAACCGAUACCGCAUCUUUUAUUUCGCGCGCCGGUCCUUGCAGCUUGUUGUUUGCGGAGGUGGCAGCUGCAGGAGCCGUGUCGAACACUACCGCAAAGAUCAACGCUGGCUCAUCUACCUCGGCGACAAUGUCUUCAAAGACCCCGGAAGUUGAUGCACCUUCCUCGGCGGGAACUGCCGAAACUGGCGCGGAGUGGCGCCGACAACUGACGUCGAACUCCACCUCCGGCUCCUCGGCCCCGGCGGCGAAUUCGAAUUCAAAUUCUGCAUCCUCGACUGGAGGUGGCCAAACAGCAGCUACAACAACAGCUCCGGCCGUGGGAACAAAAUCAACCGGAUCGGCGGGUGGUGGAACGACGUCCUCACCUGGCCAGACGCAGUGGCAGUCGACCAUCGUGACUACGACGACCCCCACUGUGACUACUACUCCGGCACCCCCUAUCCUGAGUAAAAAUGCCCCCACACCACCAGAGUCAAGAUGGGGAAUCCGCUAGACAAAUCAGCCACCUCUGGUUGUUUCGCAUGACAAGUUUAUCCUCGUAGUGUAAUCCUGCUUAGCUAGUUCUGAAGCAUCACAGAUGUAGCAUAUCAUGCUGAUUCUAGCAUCAUAAAUUCCAAAACAGGACUAGAGCAUGGCUGUCAUAUGGCUCCGCAUGAGAAACUUUUUCGGCAUGCAGAUUUGCAUGACAACUCUGGGGUGGGGGCAUUUUUCACUGUAAUACCCCCCACUUCGUACCCGCACCCCUGCGACGUGCAGUGCACGGACUAUGACACGCUGUCGGGCGUGCCGACCAGUGUGACCAACUACCUGCGGUACCACGGCGCGCCCGGCGAGGAAGUGGUCGUGUUUCCAGUCAAGGAGGAAAAGAGUCUGGCACUGAGCGGGUACGAGACGGAGUGGCAGUGCUUCGCAAAGACGACGCAGGCCGACACCAAGGCUAUUGCGGUCUGGAAGACGUACAAGCUCGCGUCGCAGGGGGCCACCCAGCGGAGCCGGUGUGUGCGCAAGUUGAACGGCUUUGCGGACAACAACUGGUGUCAGCCGGACGUGUAUCUUCCAGGAAAAAACACCCAUCCACAUCCAAUUUGUCAUGCAAAACAUACAUAAAAUUCUGCGUUUGUCAUCCAAAAAAUGGAUGUGGAUGGGUUUUUUUCUGUGGAUAACGUGACCGUGAUGCAGCGCGUCUACAUGGGAACCGCGGGCGCUUACGAGCCGACGGCGAUCAGCAUGACCGGUACAACCGGCGCGACCGCCGCGAACGCCCGCAUAUGCGACAUCGUCGGAGCUUUGAAUUGCCAGGCGGGGAACACGCUGCCUUCGAGCUUGUCGGGCAAGAAGGUCUGGCGCUACUACGAGAAGAGCGUUUUCGCCCUCACGAGCGGUGACUUGAGCUACAAGCGCCCCUGGCAAGCGUCGUCGGUGUCCUUUCAAAACCUGGACCUCUACGGCUUCCAUUUCCCGACCGAAGCCAUGCGAAAGGCGGUGAUCGCAGACGCGCGAGCGAAACUCGGGACGGACCAGACUGAUGCGAGUAACGCGCAGCUCUCGGCUAUGGAUGUGUCAGGAUUGAAAAAGACAAAGUUGAAAUAACUUGUAAUGCAUAAAAUGGAUGAAAGUUGUGACCCAGUUUCCAAGUGGCGCAUGAGAAACUUGGGUAAAGCCGAAAUCCAGUCUGUCAUGCUGUUUGGGUAAAGACGAUGCCUUUUCUCAUGCUACUUUAGCAGCUCAGUUUCUCUUUCUACCCCUCAACAGGCUUAUAAUCUGCCUCACUUGCCUACUCUGCAAGACAGGCACCUUGAGGGCUGCAUUUUAUGCAUGACAAACUAUUUCAACUUUGAGGAUUUCAAACCUGACACUCCCAUAUCGGCAGACGCGCAACAACAGGCACGCGCACGCCGGUCGUUGGCGAUGGCCCCCUUGUUGUGGAAAGAGCAGUAUCCUGUGCAAAAGUAUCGUAGUCGUACUAAUCGCAAUCUUGCAUGACAAAUUAACCUUUUUACCUGAAUUAGCAUUACAAAUUCCACUUUUCUUUCUGAUAAAAUUUGUAAUGCAAUUUAUACUAGUACGAUACUUUUGCAAUGCAUAAGCAGGACAUUCUGGGGCCGUGCGACAUGAAUUGGGUCCAUCAAAUGGCGUUUCCGAGCGGCACGGCGGAUUUUAGAGGUGAAAUCGAAGUGGACAGUCAAGUCAUCGAAAAUGCCAGCUUGGAAAGGCUUCGGCAGCAGUUCCCAACGAUAUGCAUUUUUGCAAAUAUGUCUGGGUCUGGAUGAAACUUGUGAUGCUAAUUCAUGCAUCUUCACAAACUGACUCUUAUUUGCAGCCAUGCAUGAGAAAUUUCAUCUGAGCAGUUAUGUCAACAUGCGUAACCCGCAUCACAAAUCGCGUUUAUUUUGCUGGACAUUACCAACAUUUGCCCACGCAGAGCCGUCCUCUUGCCGGACACAGCCAACAUCUGUCCGAAACAGCCUAGGGCCAAGACGACACCGUGAGGACGACCACAGGGGGUCCGUCUCAAUGAAAUGAAACGAAAUGAAAUGACAGAGGGUCGGCCCUAUUCCACAACAUGCAUCACAGAGUUCACGGGCAUGCGAGUUCUUUAGCAAUACAAAUCUCGCAAUCUUCCAGACCCAGACAUAUUUGCAUUUGAUACACGACGGUUGGGAUCGAUCUGCCGGCAAGCGAGUACCAGGGCAGCGGUUACCUGACGCACUACAUGAACAUCGCGUACCGCAUUCGCUACGCCCCCUUUACUUCGGCCGACGGGAAAGACCCGGGGAAGUUUCUCGAUCGUGCGUAUUUUCCCGCGGGCGCGACCGGCGCCGCGUUGGGGCAGCGCUCCUACCUGGAUUCGCUGUUCACGGUGAAACUCUCCGACCUGCAGCAGGCCACGAUCAACGGGGCCUCCUAUUCCACCCUGACCGGCCAGUACGGCUUGGUCCAGACCUACCUUCCCGGGUGGCUGGCCCACGCGGUGGCGCAGGACGGCGGCCAGUCCGUGCUUGCGGUGCGAAAAACGGACAAGCGGGUCUUUCUGUACGAAAAGGACACGCGGCAGGUCACGGACCUGAAAACUUUGAUUGGCACCGAGAGGGUGGAGGUCUACCCGGACGGCAUGAACGUCAUCGACCCGGCCGCGGGCUGGACGGCCUUCCGCGCGGGGACCAACUACAAUGUUCCGUUUUUGACCUGUGCGGCCUGGUUCACCUGUGUCUCGAAGGCCAGCGUCGCGGCCGGCGCGCCGGCCCUGAUCUACAUUUCCGUUGAUUUGGGCGCGUUGAUCCCCUCCAAGAUGGAGAGCCGCACCGAGCGCGCGAUGAAGUUCAACUUUCCCGUCAACGAUAUCCAAUCUCUCUGCCAGGACGGGAAGUUUUACUGGGACCCCCAGCUGAGCAACGGCAAGAUGGGUGGUGACGCCGCCGAGAUGGCGCCGGAAGUGGCGGCCGAGCCCCCAAAACCGCCGCCCGCGAUUUCCACAUCCGCACCGAAAGCUGCAGCAGGAGGCGCAGGUCCAGGUGCCUCGUCCACGAAUACCGGGACUAGUUCAGGAUCCUCGUCGUCGGGCGGGGGCGGGUCACCCACCGCCCAAGGGGCGUCCGGUGGAGGAGGAGGAGGAGGAGCGGGGGGCACUUCUACUAGUAAUACCAAUACGAAUACCGGAGCUCCUGGUGGUGCUACUCAAGAAGCAGGAGCCAGUACAACUCCUGGCCGCGCAACAACUCCAACUCCGUCCACUAGCACCCCAAGCCCCACCACGACACUCCCACCCGUCACGCUGGACGCCUCCUACACCGCCACCGAGUCUCUCCCCGCUUCUGCCACGGCAGAGCAGCUUCUCAGUUCGCCCGGAUACGUGAGCGCGAAGAAAAUGGGUCUGGCGCAGGGAAUCCAGGUCCCGCCAGAAAGUAUCGAAGUCACAGGCUUCGUCCUGUCGGUCGUCCCCUCCUCUUCGGCGAGCCGGAGAGCUCGUUUGCUGUCAACAUCUGGUGCGACCACUACGGACAAGCGCGUGGAGACGAAAUUUCGUGUGACUUUUGAAGCAGACCUGCAGAAACAAGUGAUCCAAGCGACGGCGACGACGCCGGCCGGUCUCGCCGCGGCGUCGGCCCCGACGGCGGCGGACGUGCAGGCGGCUUUCCAGGCGCGAAUGACCAAGCCGCAAGUAACCCAGGCGAUCCAGACGCAAACCAACACCGCCCUGCAGCUCACGGAUUUCACCGCCGACCCGGUGAUUGACACCGCACCCACCGUGCAGACGGUGGUGCCAGACGUGCAAGGCGUGUCCGUGUUGCCCACCACCACCGUGCCGCCGCCGAGCACAACUUCAACGACGACCGCAGAGGACGACGAUGAUAGCGGACUGGAGAUGCUGGCGUUCAUCCUCGCGGGAGUUGUGGCAGUCGCUUUUACCUUUUCCGCUGCCGUCUACUGCCGCCCCGCAAACAAAAUUCGCCGCCAGCUGGCAUUAUCCACGAGUAAACUACUAUUGCCGGCGCACAAUCCAGUUGUAGCUAAAUCUAAUAUCACAAGUCGCACGCUACUCCAGGACUGGACGUGAGCACGCUGGAAACCGGGCACGUUGACAGGUACAAGAAAGAUAUAAGAACGCGUCUUCUCCUCCACUAUCACGAAGGCUUCGGAAAAAAUCAUUUUUGGUCAACAUUUGUUCCUGUUCUUCAUUUCUCUUCUGUCACUAUCCGAUGCGUGUAGCGCUACGGGAGUACAACACCUUGUAUGAUCGGCUGGAAGUUUGCUUUGCAUAGGCAGGAGAGCAGGACGGCGCAACGGGAUCAAAACCCACGUCCGGGCAGGGUUUUGACAAGCCCAAUGGACGGCAGUCUCUGAUAAAGCUGAAACGGGAGGAAGGUGUGGAAUACGAAGAAAAAGCUGCUGCUCUGCAGCAAGAAAUCAUCGAUGUUCCUGCAGAGGAGCAAGAACACCUUCAAGUUCUCGACGAGGUUUCGCCAGGUGAUGUCGUCGCGGCAAUCGAAGAUGAUGCGGGCGAGAAUAUGAAAGGAAAAACUUCUGUGGUAGCGGAAGGUCAGGCUGAAUUUGUGAUACAGAUGAACAUGCUGAAGCAACUUCUUAGAAGCCCAUUGAACUUGAUUUAUGUUGUGACUGCGCUCCUUUUCAUGCCAAGGAAUUAUGCAGAGACGGGCAAUUCCAAUUUUUACCGAACAACCUUGUUUUCGCGGAUUUACCGCGCACAACAAGUAGUCGCUGGUUUGUUCUUACCUGGUCUUAUGCAUGCAACCGAAUUUUCUAUUUCUAUUUGGUCGUCGAAAAAAGGUCAAGGUCGCAUCACGACUAACGCCUACUACACAAUCUUUUUCUUCCAUAGAGAAGCGGAAAAGCAGGAAGAGCAAGAAGCGCAGGAGCAGUCGGUCGUCCCCGCUGGACGAGUCCACUGUUCUUGCUGAAGAUGCGCAAGAUGCUGCUGCUGCGGAAGAUGUUACAGGAGAAGGCGGAGGCGAGAUCACGACCGUCCUGGUGGACGACGCACCUGCGGAGGUCGCGGAUGUUGGGGAAAAACAAGACGAUUCCGCGGCACAAACGACGACGCCUUCCUUCACAUUCAAUUACUAAAAAUUUACCAUUUCGACCACGAGUCGUCAAAAGCUUCAGCUGCAAGGUGAAGCUCGUUUUAUUGGAAAUGUACUACUACUGUAUGAAUGUUUAUGAUUUUUAAGUAUGUUGCUUUAUUCCUUUCAAUUAUUUAUUCCCUCGUUCUUGUUCUAAUUUCAUCGUACUUGCACAAGAAGUAUCUCGCACGAGGCCAGGUUUUCAUAUUCAUUCGUUCUUCUCUGUCUCUCUCUUGCUCGCUCGAAAAAACUCCCAGCACAUUUUUUUUUCGCGGCCAGUAGGUCUUCUUGCACUGUAUGGGAUAGCUGCUCCUGAGCCUACUGCGCAACUACAGUAUCAAAGGACACUCGUGCGUAGACCUGCUGCAGGGGCGCAAACCAGCCGAAAGAGACAACCGGCUGAAACUACGUGUAAAGUUGAAGCGUUACAAACCACCGGCAGGCAGCGCCUAGUGGUCCCAGCGAAAAUCUUUCCUGUGGUUAGCUUACACAGUCACAGAGAGAGUAGCUUGUUAGUAGUUAGAAGCUGCUGACUGUAGAGCUUAUUCCUCCUCCUCCUCAGUAUCAAAUAAACAUAAAACACUCCAUCGUAGUACAGAAGUAGAGUGCCAGGGCAUGGCAGCUGAUGAAUGUCUUCAUAGUCUUCUUUGAGUUCUUUGUGAUUUUCAUGCAUAAUUGUAGUUAUGAUGUCUUUGAUGUUUGUACGUUCGUUGUCAUUGUUUCACCCACGGAUAGAACGUACAAAUGAACACUACAAAUUAACAUCAUGAAGGUUGUAGUAGAAAAAAAUAAAUGCGCAG